UAUACCAGCCACUUUUUGUCUCCGGUCAGGAGAGAAGGUGGCAGAGAGGGAAAAGACAAGAGGGUUUUCCUGCAGAAAGUUACAUUUCUGUAGGAGGGUUAGUUAAACCCUUAGAAAGAACAUUGGAGGCCUGGCCUGUUUUGUAAAUAUUACCUUUUAUUUUGGAUUUCUACACUUGUGUACUUUUAAUAGAUCAAGGCUCUGAUGGAACUGCGUGAAUGAUAAAACAGCCGAGGAGGCACAACAAAGUGGAAGAGUUUUUUUUUUCUUUUUGGAAAGUAUUUUUUGUUAAAACAUGCAGAUCAUCUGCCUCAUGCUGCUGGGCUCUCUGGGACUGGCAACGCUGGCCAUUGCUGAGAAGGGCCUCGAGUUCCCACGUUACGAUGGCAAAGACCGUGUCCUGGACAUAGAUGAGAAGAAUUACCGCAAAGCUCUGAAGAAAUAUGACAUGUUGUGUCUGUUCUACCAUGCUCCUGCGCCCACCGCAAAAGAGCUGCAGAAACAAUUCCAAAUGACUGAACUAGUGCUGGAGUUAGCUGCUCAGGUCUUGGAGGAAAAAGACAUCGGGUUUGGAAUGGUCGACUCUCAAAAGGAUGCCAAGGUGGCUAAGAAAUUAGGUUUGCAUGAGGAGGGAAGCAUCUAUGUUUUCAAAGAAGACCGUGUGAUUGAAUUUGAUGGCCUGCUCUCUGCAGACACAAUUGUGGAGUUCCUCCUGGACCUGUUAGAAGAUCCAGUCGAGAUCAUUGAUAAUACCCUGGAGCUGCGAGCGUUUGAACGUAUGGAAGAAGACAUCAAACUCAUCGGCUUCUUCAAGAGUCAGGACUCUGAACAUUAUCUGGCUUUCCAAGAGGCAGCCGAACAGUUUCAGCCUUUCAUCAAAUUUUUUGCCACUUUUGAGAAAUCGGUUGCAAAAGAAUUGACUCUGAAGAUGAAUGAGGUGGACUUUUAUGAGCCCUUUAUGGAGGAACCAGUCACUAUUCCUGACAAGCCCCAAUCAGAGGAAGAGCUGGUGGCCUUCAUAUCAGAGCACAGGAGACCAACACUUAGAAAACUCAGGGCAGAGGACAUGUUUGAGACCUGGGAGGAUGAUUUAAAUGGGAUUCACAUUGUAGCAUUUGCAGAAGAGGAAGACCCUGAUGGUUUCGAGUUCCUGGAUAUUUUGAAGGAGGUGGCAAGAGACAACACAAAUAAUCCAGAACUGAGUAUUGUGUGGAUUGACCCCGACAACUUUCCUUUGCUAAUUCCAUACUGGGAGAAGAUCUUCAAGGUGGACCUCUUUAGACCACAGAUUGGUGUAGUCAAUGUAACAGAUGCAGACAGUGUGUGGCUGGACAUACCUGAUGAUGAAGAUCUGCCUUCACCCGAGGAGCUGGAAAACUGGAUAGAAGAUGUGCUCUCUGGAACAGUCAACACAGAGGAUGAUGACAACAACGAUGAUGACGACGAUGAUGAUGACGACGAUGAUGAUGGCGAUGAUGAUGACGACGAUGAUGAUGACGACGACGACGACGAUGACGAUGAUGAAUGAUUCAUAUACUGUGAAAACAGAUGUAAACCUCAAACAAACAGAAAUUGUUCUCUUUGCUAAGAGAAAACUAUUUUUGGUCUGAACACUUCUGAAGUAAAUGAUGUUUGAACAGGGCAUUUUCCAUUUCUUAGUGUUAAAUGAAAAUGGAGCAAAAUGGAAAGUCAAAAAUCUUAUUAAAAUAUAAAUGCUUAUAAUAUGCUUAAAUAAUAAUAAAAAACAUUUACUGUAUUUUAAGCAGCUCUAAACAUAAACUUGCUAAAGGGAUUAAAUAUUGUACUUUGUAAUUUCGUUACUGGAAUGAUAUUUUGUACAUGUUCAUCAUUCAAUUCCUUUGGUCACAAUAAGACAACCAUCCUAACAAAAAGCUUGUUACUAAAUAUGCAAGGAACAAGAAUUCAGAAUCAUUCUUAACCCCAAAUGUGACGUUAUGCAACCAAGCAAAAUAGACAAAUAAAUCCUGGAUCUUUCUUUUAGA
Triplophysa rosa is the source of this 2003-nucleotide messenger RNA. RefSeq names its product calsequestrin 2 (gene casq2). The coding region runs from base 296 to 1528 and encodes 410 amino acids. NCBI's taxonomy places the organism in Eukaryota, Metazoa, Chordata, Actinopteri, Cypriniformes, Nemacheilidae. The record is from RefSeq and is a predicted model, not a curated record. Gene Ontology annotation, molecular function: calcium ion binding. Gene Ontology annotation, biological process: regulation of cardiac muscle contraction by regulation of the release of sequestered calcium ion. Gene Ontology annotation, cellular component: sarcoplasmic reticulum lumen. The transcript is spliced from 11 exons.